AUGUUGUUUAGUAAGCUACAUAUAACAUAUUUUUUGUUACUAAAUACAUUUGUGAAAAAUGGAAAAACUCAAAAAGAUGGGACGUAUGACGAUAAAAAUAAAGCAAAUAUUGGAAGAAGAUUUUUAGAAGACUUAGACGAUAAAGAAUGGCAUGUUGCACAUUUAAGGACUAUGGACUUAUCUCAUGAUGAUUGUGAAAAAACCUUCGAAGAUAAAGCAAAAAAGUAUAGAGACACAUUGAAAAAUGACGCGGCUUUAGUUAAAUUCGUUUCUGGAGAUGCUAUUCCUGCUCAAACCCACAAUUUAUCUAGAGAUAAAUGUGAAAGAAAUUUAAGUAAUGCUUUUUAUUCCAAUGUAAAAAAGAAAAAUGUCUUGAAAAUGAAUGAAACUGAAAUCAAAGAUCAAUCCAAAAAUUUGACAAGUUUAGAUGGUGAUGUAGAUUCAGCAACUACUGCUAAUAAUUUAGCUACGCACGGCUCGAACACUGUAAACCGAACACAGCAAAGGCGCAGCGAAUAUCAAUUUAGUUCUGUCGAAUACUACGAUGACGUCCAAGAUUUUGAUGAAUCAAUUUGCCCAAAUACUGUUGAAAUAAUUGAGUUAGAGAUAGAUCAGCUGCGUAGUUACGAUGUACAAUGUGAGGCUAUCGUUGAAUGGAGAAGCUUAGAG
This is a messenger RNA of Brenthis ino (lesser marbled fritillary), 669 nucleotides long. NCBI's taxonomy places the organism in Eukaryota, Metazoa, Arthropoda, Insecta, Lepidoptera, Nymphalidae. The record is from the annotation of a GenBank genome assembly.